Molecule: messenger RNA, 1464 nt
Organism: Eurypyga helias (sunbittern)
Lineage: Eukaryota; Metazoa; Chordata; Aves; Eurypygiformes; Eurypygidae
Product: WD repeat-containing protein 47
Exons: 7
Coding region: 1-1095 (364 amino acids)
Molecular function (GO): protein binding
Source: RefSeq, a predicted model, not a curated record
AUGAACUCUUCACCAAAUCAAAACAGUGUAUCGGAACAUGCUGUCACUCAGCCACACUUGGAAGACUCUUCGGGGAAUUUAAGUAGGGCAAGAGGUGACGAGGAUGACAAAUCAAAAAAGCAGUUCAUUUGCAUUAAUACUCUAGAAGACACACAAGCUGUCAGAGCAGUAGCCUUUCAUCCCAGUGGGAGUUUGUAUGCUGUUGGCUCCAACUCCAAAACUUUGAGAGUGUGUGCCUAUCCAGAAGUAAUUGACCUAAGUGCUUAUAAUACUCCUAAACAACCUGUAGUUCGCUUCAAAAGGAACAAGCAUCAUAAAGGUUCAAUCUACUGUGUAGCCUGGAGUCCCUGCGGACAGCUGUUAGCUACUGGUUCUAAUGAUAAAUAUGUGAAAGUACUGCCUUUCAAUGCAGAAACUUGUAACGCAACAGGGCCGGAUUUGGAGUUCAGCAUGCACGAUGGGACAAUCAGAGACCUUGCUUUUAUGGAAGGCCCAGAAAGUGGUGGUGCUAUCUUAAUAAGUGCUGGAGCAGGAGACUGUAAUAUUUACACAACAGAUUGUCAGCGAGGACAAGGCCUGCAUGCUCUUAGUGGUCACACUGGUCAUAUUUUAGCACUUUAUACGUGGAGUGGCUGGAUGAUCGCAUCUGGAUCCCAAGACAAGACUGUAAGAUUCUGGGAUCUAAGAGUGCCAAGUUGUGUUCGUGUUGUGGGAACGACGUUUCAUGGAACAGGAAGUGCUGUAGCCUCAGUAGCCGUUGAUCCUAGCGGUCGUCUCCUGGCUACAGGGCAAGAGGACUCUAGCUGUAUGUUGUAUGAUAUUCGAGGGGGACGAAUGGUGCAGAGCUAUCACCCUCAUUCCAGCGAUGUUCGUUCUGUUCGCUUCUCCCCGGGGGCACACUACUUGCUCACAGGAUCGUACGAUAUGAAAAUCAAGGUGACGGACUUGCAAGGGGACCUGACAAAACAGCUUCCUCUUAUGGUGGUAGGCGAACACAAGGACAAAGUCAUUCAGUGCAGAUGGCACACACAAGAUCUCUCCUUCUUGUCGUCGUCUGCGGACAGAACUGUAACCCUUUGGACCUACAACGGCUAGAGUGCAAACAUGGGCAACCUAUGCAGCUAAAGCACAGAGACCUGAGACUACGGAACUGUAAAAACAAAGUGAUACUCGUUAGGCAUCGAGCGAGCAGCGGGAGUGUCUUAUCAAGAGGAGGGGGAGAGCGUCUUAUCAAGAGGAGGGGCUCUUGCCACCGAUUUUUCUGGUUUCUAGGAGUCUUGGUGUUUUUAGUAUGUUCUUUUGCAGUGCUUUCAGUCUUCCAUGUGAACUCAUGCUGCUGUGACCUGUUGUAGUCUUGUUGCCAAAGUCUAUGAGGAGAACUCUUCUGUUGUCAAUGUGCACUCGGAGUAACAUGAAUGACGUGUUUACAGUUUGGUAUUAAUUGCAUUCCUUGGUCUUUGCCUC